AUGGAACUAUUAUUUUGUGUGACUCUUUGCCUUCUGGUAGUUAUAAACAGCCUUACAGAAUUGAAAACUGGUGCCUACACUCUGAGGAUGUUGCUACUAUGGUUCAGACUAUUUUUGCCGAACAUAUCCCGAGGUCUCUUAUGUUUUCAUUAUCAAAAAGGCUAUGUGUUCUUCGUCACCGUCUGCUUGCUUGGUGUACGUGUUUCUCAUAAAAAGGCGUGGGGCAUUGAUUGGAAAGCUCUGGUUGCAAAUGUUGCUAAUGCUUCUUUUAUUCUUGAUUCUCGGAGUAGUCGUUGUUUGUUUAGCACUUUUAGGAGGGAGAAGAUUGAAGAGGCUCAGGCAGCUUAUCUAUUUUGGAGACAACGAGCAAAAGUGAAGUGGGAUGCAUUUGUAGAUGAGCAUACUCGGUUGCUUUUCUCUGCAGUUCAGGCUAGACGUCGGAAGAACACUAUUUGUGGUCUUAAGGACAACGAUGGAUCUUGGGUUUCAAAUGCGGGGGACAUUCGUUCUGUGGUUCUGGAUUUUUACAAGUUACUGUAUAGUAGGAAUUCAGAUCGGUCUUCAGUUUCUCAGUUCCCUUGGGAUUCCCUUCACCUCCCUUCUUUGUCUGACGGACAUCGUCAAUCCUUACUAGCUCCCUUUUCGGCUGAGGAUAUUAGGCAGGCGAUGUUUAGUAUUGCUAAUGGUAAGUCUCCAGGUCCUGAUGGUUUUACUUCAGCCUUUUUCAAGACCUACUGGACUGAGGUGGGUGAUCAUGUUGUGAAUGUUGUUCAGUUCUUUUUUGUUCAUGGCUAUUUACUUAAGGACUGGAAUCGCACUUUCUUAGUUUUUCUCCCUAAAGUAGAUCACCCUGAACUAGUUUCUCAAUUUAGACCGAUAGGUCUCUGUAAUGUCAUUUAUAAAUGCAUAGCAAAGUGUCUUGCUCGUCGUCUGCGUUGGAUUCUACCAGACAUAGUUUCGGAUUUUCAGAAUGCCUUUGUGCCUGGUAGGUUGAUGUCUGAUAACUGCCUGAUGGUGCAUGAGAUCCUUUCAUUUAUUAAUGCUUCCAAAGCUAGGAAACUUUUUUACGCGACCUUGAAGCUAGACAUGAACAAAGCUUAUGACAGAGUUGAGUGGGACUUUCUAAGUCAAGUACUUCAGGUUUUUGGGUUUCCUCCCUAUUGGGUUCAUCUGAUUAUGCAGUGUGUUUCUACGGUCUCUUACCAGGUGCUAGUUAAUGGUUCUCCUACAGAGGGUUUUCGUCCUCAGCGUGGUCUGUGUCAGAGAGAUCCUCUAUCUUCCUACCUGUUUGUUUUGUGCAUGGAGGUUCUUUCAGCAAUGCUUCGUAAGGCAGAAUCUGAAGGCCUUUUUCAGGGUAUUAAAAUAGCGAGGAGGGCUCUAGUUAUUUCACAUUUGUUCUUUGCUGAUGACUCCUUACUAUUUUUCCAGGUUUCUCCUCUUGCGUGUGAACAUGUGAUGAAUGUGCUUUCUGCAUUAUGUGAUAUUUCAGGUCAAAUGCUUAAUUUGCAGAAGUCGUUUGUCAAGUUUAGUCCUAAUACUCCAGAGGACUAUCGAGCUUAUCUUUUUGUGGUCAACCGCUUACAGGCCUUUGCAGCUCUUCAACUUUCACCGGCGGCGAAGCUUGUUAUUAUCAACUCAGUGCUCGUUGCCUCCUUUAAUCAUAUUUUGUCUGUUUUCAAAAUUCCUGAUUCUAUAUGUUCUAGGAUGGAUAAUUUGUUAGCCAGGUUUUGGUGGAAGUCCUCUUCUUCUAAUCGAGGAUUAGCUCUUCGUUCUUCGUCAUUGCUCCAUCUUCCGAAGGGUUUAGGAGGAUUGGGAAUUCGCAGUAUUGCCCCUUUUAACUCUUCCCUGUUGGCUAAGCAGAGUUGGCGGUUUAUUCAGUGCCCUCAGUUGUUGGUUUCCCGACUUCUGUUUGCGAAAUAUCCGGCUCUUCGUUCCAUUGAUUCGAUCUCGGUUUCUCGUCCCUCUUGGGGUUAUAGGAGUUUUAUGUCGGGAUUUUCCGUGUUGUCGAAGGGUAUGUUUUGGAAGGUUCUGAGGGGACCGUUUCAGUUUAAGGAUCUUCUGCCUGAGUCAGUUCGACCGACUCUUGUGUCUUCUUUACUUGAUCCGCGUUCUUGCGCAUGGAAUGCUACUAUCAUUCAUGGUUUGUUUGAUUCUAGCUCUGUUGCUAGAAUUCUUUCGUUGGAUCGUCCACUACAGUUGAUGGAUGAUUUUGUUUACUGGAAGUUCACUAGGGAUGGUGUUUUCUCAACAAAAUCUGCUUAUGCACUUUUUUGUGAGCCUAGGGUCUUAUCUAGUAGUCAAUCUCAAAUUUCUCCAGCAUGGUGGAGGAAGUUUUGGGCUUUACCAAUUCUUCCUAGGUGGAAAAUCUUUGGUUGGAAAUUGCUGCAUGACGCUCUUCCUUUAGCGACUACUCUCCAUGCUCGAGGUCUCCCGAUCGAUCCAGUUUAUGCUUUUUGUUAUGUGGAUGUAGAAUAUGUGUCUCAUACAUUCAGAGAUUGUCCUGUUAUCUGCAGUCUUUGGUUGUCUGGAGCGUUGGGCAUUCAAUGGGAUCUUAUGCAGUUUCCUUCAUUCGGUGUUUGGUUCUCGUGUAUAAUUUCUCAUUUUUCGUCACUGAGGGAAUUGGAAGGGUAUUGCUUCGUUAUUUGCUCUUCUUUGGGCGAUUUGGAUUUCUCGUAA
This is a messenger RNA of Chenopodium quinoa (quinoa), 2676 nucleotides long. RefSeq lists its product as uncharacterized. The coding region runs from base 1 to 2676 and encodes 891 amino acids. The record is from RefSeq and is a predicted model, not a curated record. Lineage: Eukaryota; Viridiplantae; Streptophyta; Magnoliopsida; Caryophyllales; Amaranthaceae. The transcript is spliced from 3 exons.